AUGCAACAGCCAAAUUCUUCCUAUGUAAGUGUAUGUUCCUCAACUCCAGACUCCUCAACUCCAGGUUCCUUGUCUCGAGCUUCAAGUCCACAUUCACGCUCUGCAGACGAGGAGGCAUUCUUGGAAUGUAUCGAAGCUAUCAAAGCCAAUCUAGGAGACGUCAACGUUAUCAAAAAAGCUAGCGAUAAAGAAAAAAAAUGGUGGAUUGAUGGAAAUUAUAAGGCUAUCGAUGAGGAAAGACUGCCUCUGCGUCUCAUGGAAAAUGUAACGUACCGUGAAUAUGAAAAGAAAAGUGAAAUUGCAAACGCAGGCAGAUUUUGGGAGUUUGAUGAUGGCGUUGUAAUCAUAUAUGAGUUGCCAAACCGUGAUCAUGAGGUUGCACACACUGCAUUUUCUCGACAAUUUCUAUCCGCCUUCACCAAUCUACAAUUUCAAGAUGAUGUUACGGGUGCUGGCGCGACAACUUGUCUUGGUUCGGGGCGAAGAUCUGCCAGACAAGCGGACACUUCAUUUGUGCCCAAUCGCUUACCUAUACCAUCUCCUCAUCCAAGUGAUGCUCAGGGUAAUCCCUGGCCAACCGUAGUCUGUGAGGUUGCCCGAUCCCAAAGCCUUCCACAUAUACUCCAAAAAACCAAUUCGUUCUGGUUAGCCCCAAACCGAUCAGAAGAUGUGAUAGUACUCAAACUAUGGCCAUGGAAUCGUAGGAAGGAUACAAAUGGGCGCCCAUUGCGUCGCUUAACAUGUUAUAAGUUUUGUCGUCGUGCAAGCCUUCAAGCAGGUCAAGCACAAGGAAGGUUCCAACCAGUCCAAACGUACGAAUUUGGGACCAUUGAUAGACAUCGAAGACCUUAUAAUGGUUGCUCAGCCCAGGGAAUGCUUACUGUGACAAUUGCGCCAGAAUGUGUUUAUGAAGGUUGUACUCCACCAUAUCCGCCGUAUCCGCUUGCAGGGAACCAAGAAAAUGUCGCAGUCACAGCAGUCACAAGCAACGCAAAAAGCCAGGGAAUUGCCUUUCUAUUUGUCGAAUUAGUUGAGAAAUACAGUAAAUUCGGAUUAAAGCCCUGUGAGAUGAAGGAAUCGCAAGAAUGGCGAUAUGCUAGUGGAGGUCAAGCAACUAAACGUCUUGCACUUUAUCGUGAUUUUAUACCUGAACUCAUAGACUUCGAACCUUUUUUAAACUCUUAUUCUAUUUGUGAAAAACAUUAUAGCCAAAUUAUAUCUACUAAUUACUUUUAUCAACAGCUUUUAGAUGAUUCUCUUAUUAAUUAUAACAAACGAUGUUGA
Messenger RNA from Ambispora leptoticha, 1284 nucleotides. NCBI's taxonomy places the organism in Eukaryota, Fungi, Glomeromycota, Glomeromycetes, Archaeosporales, Ambisporaceae. The record is from the annotation of a GenBank genome assembly.